ACCGCUGCUGCGACGAGAGAGGAGAGGAGCACACAGAGAUCUCUCGUUUCGUUUUCGUUUUCGUUUUUUUUUCCCGGAAAAUCUGGGAAAAAACAAAAAUUAAGCAAACCAUCGAUCCUCUGAGAGAAAAAGUUCGACUCUCUAGUCCACGAGUUUUUUUUUUAUUCCUUCACCUCUCUCUUCUCUUCAUCGUCGCUUCGUCAUUUCCUGUAUUAUUCACUUUUUCUCCCUUUUUUCUCAAAAUUUUGAAUCUCUCCUCCUCCUUGACCGUUUCGAUUUGUGUUGCCUUACUUGAUGAUGAAAUUUUGAUCAGAUCUAGUUUAGAAUAGGUAGGAUUAUUUCUUUCUUUCGCUUCGCUUCGCUGAGAGAUUAUGUUUAUGGAUCGAGAGAGACGGAGUUCUACUGGUCGUAAUGGGACUCCUGAAUACAGUAAUGGGAAAUUUCGCGAUGAUAAUGGUUACGGGUUCUUAGAUCGAUUGGAGAAUAAUAGCCGUGAGAAGAGUCCUUCUAGAUCGAAGAUCCUUCGGAUCCCUUCUCCGAACUCGUCUCCUCCACCUUCUAGCUCUUCACCGCCAUUUCAUGGCUCCAAUUCCCCUGACCGUGGAUACAUCGAGCACCGCGUCUCCAAGUUUGAUACUCUCGCCGGCAUUGCUAUUAAAUACGGUGUUGAGGUUGCAGAUGUGAAAAAGAUGAAUAACCUUGUUACUGAUCUUCAAAUGUUUGCACUCAAGUCCCUUCAGAUUCCCUUACCUGGGAGACAUCCUCCUUCUCCUUGUUUAUCUAAUGGCUCCUUAAAUCAUGGAGAGGGGUGUUCAUGCCACGAACCGGAAUCACCAAACCAUAGCAACGAGGAAGUUUUUGAUUCAUUUCAGUCUCUGAGAUUAAAAUCUUCGGAAAAGAAAGUUUCUCCAGCUAUGUACUCACUGCAAGGUUAUUACGGACUUAAACCAGCAGACAGAACAGUCUCUGAUGGAGGAUGCUUCGAGAUGGGAAGUUACAAGACCGAAAUUUCUCAUCAUCUCUUUGACAAAGAUGAUAAUCAAUAUCUCAGACCUUUCCCAUCCACAAAUACUCCCUUAAAUCACCAUAGGAAAUCCAGAAGCUUGGUCAAUGCACUUCUCGAAGAGGUUAACCAGUCACCCGAUAAUAAUUCUCAAGAAUCGAAUUCCGAUAAGUUUAGAAAAAGACGCCAAAAAUCUGAAGCCGACUUUUCAUCCCGGACUCCAGAACUUGUGUUGAAAGAAGAGAACAGCAGCAGCAGUGGCGGGUUUUUAUCAAUAGCCGGAAAGGGCUUAGCUUUGAGAUCAAAAGCUUCAAGCAGAACCAAUCUAGCAGAAUCUGAGAACGGUAAUUUCAAUCCGGUACCAAUCAACUUGAUGGAUGGGCCAGUUUCAGACAGCUUUUGCAGUGUAAGAAAAUCUUCGAGUGCAUCGAGUCUACAAGAUCCAGACGGUAACAGCAGCAGUAACGGUUCGUUGUCUCUGUGGCCAACUUCAAAAUGGAGCUUGAAACCUGAUUUGCUGACACCUGCGGUUAUUACAAGCUCGAUCUUUGAUGGAUUACCAAAGCCUUUAACAGGUCGGAGAAACAAAACGGCUCUGGACUAAAGGUCAGUUUAUCGUUAUGCAACUGCCUUAUUGUUUUUUGGGGACUAUACAAAUCAAUUGCAAAAGAAGCUAUUUUAGCUUAAUGCGGAGUAAAUACAAAGUAAAAAGAGAUUAGAGAAAAUUUGAAGGAAGGAAGGAAGAAAGAAAGAAAAACUUCCAAAAAUUGAAAUUUAUAAAGAAGGAAGAAGCUUCUGAUGAUGUAAUGAUUGGGUCUUUUUUUUUUUUUUGUAAGUUAUAAAAAUAUUCUGUACCAUUUCUGGGUGGGGUUGUAUCGACAAUAUCCGUAGCGUAGUUAAAAUCUUUUAUGAUACAUUGUGUCACACAUUACUAAAUUGUAUUUUUCAUGCAUUUAUUUAAUAAUGCUUUUAUUAAA
This is a messenger RNA of Capsella rubella, 1980 nucleotides long. RefSeq lists its product as uncharacterized. The transcript has 3 exons. NCBI's taxonomy places the organism in Eukaryota, Viridiplantae, Streptophyta, Magnoliopsida, Brassicales, Brassicaceae. The record is from RefSeq and is a predicted model, not a curated record. Bases 372 to 1607 code for a protein of 411 amino acids.